AUGUCAGAAGGAACUCUUGCAUCAGCUGUGGCAGUGCCCGAGCAAGAGACCAUUCCACAAUCACCUGAGCUCCCAACCAAACGGAGGCAGUCUUCUAUAUCAGAGCACGACCCCAAGCGCCGCCGCCUGAGCUCCCAGGGUGACCUCUCGCCAGAUGCGCGCCGACAGCAGCAUUCUCCCGGGCCGUCGGUCCCUGAUCGUCCAACAGAGCGAAGACCCAAUCGUCAAGGUCGAGAAGAAGAUCGCAAGCGCGGGCAGCGGCUGUUUGGCGGGUUGCUGGGCACACUCUCGCAAAGUUCGACCACGGCGGCGCAGAAGCGUCGCGCUGAUAUUGAAAAGCGGCAGCAAGAUAAGUUGAAGUCGCAGGCCGAUGAAUACGAUGGCUUGAAGAAGCGGCGUAAGGAGCGGCGUGAUUUGAUCCGCAAGAAGGAGACGCCCUUCUAUGAACAAGAGGCGAUGCGAACGCGACAUGAGACCCUCAUCGCCAUGGCACAUUCUCUCAAGACCCGAACCGAGCCAGUAUUGUACUACAAGCCUUGGCAAUUACGACCCGGAGAUGAAGCUAUCAUUCAAGAACAAAUUCAAGAGGCAGAAGCUACGAUUGCACGAGAAGUUGCCGCUUUCGAGGCUCAAUAUCCCCCCAAAGCUUUCCUAUAUGAGCCGAUUGAAUCAAUAGCAACGGAGACAGGACCGCUUGAAUCGAGAGUGGACGAAGAGCGGCCACAAGAAGCACACAACCAGCCGCCUGCGGCACCGAGCUCGGAGCAAGCCUCGACUGACAAGCCUGGGGCUGAUACGAAAUCAGACGACCAUCCUUCUACAGUCGCGGCGCAAUCUCCCGCCAAAGAAAAGCCACCGACUCCUGCCGGAUCUGAUUCGGCACCUCGCUCAGAGGCCACUGGUGCUGCCGAUGCUGAAGAGGGAAAUCGCUCACACCACGAUGACGAUGGCGACGAGAUGUUGGAGGAUAAUGAGGAUACGGUGAUUUAUUAG
This is a messenger RNA of Penicillium oxalicum, 993 nucleotides long. RefSeq lists its product as uncharacterized. The record is from RefSeq and is a predicted model, not a curated record. The transcript has 4 exons. The coding region runs from base 1 to 993 and encodes 330 amino acids. Gene Ontology annotation, cellular component: catalytic step 2 spliceosome. Lineage: Eukaryota; Fungi; Ascomycota; Eurotiomycetes; Eurotiales; Aspergillaceae.